AUGGCGGUCAAUUUGACUCCUCGGUUUAGAAGGUUAAACAGUCAAACGAGAAGUUUUCGUGUAAAUAGUCAGCAUGAUUUCUCCAGGCCUUUUGGAGCCACCCAGCUGUGGCACAACAUCAUCAAGGCCCUGCAGACCCAGGUGGAGGUGCGCCGCUGUAGGAGGCACCUCCGUGUUCACGCCGACUGUUUCACGGGCUCGGACGCUGUAGAUGCAGUUCUCAGUUAUUUGAUGCAGAACGUGGUGUUUUGCACAAGCGAAGUGUCCCGCCUCAAAGCCGCUCGACUCUGCCAGGCUCUGAUGGAAGCCAAGGUGUUCGAGCCGGUGGGCACGAAGCUGUUUCGCAAGGACAAGGAGGUCACAUUUGAGGAUAACAGCGGCAGCCUUUACCGCUUCCUGGAACGCGAAGGAAUGAAAGACAUGAACGUGGACAGCAUUGGCACAGAAAACAUGCGGCCCGAUAGUCUUCAGACUAAAAGAAAAAAAAGCUCCAGGACGAAUGAAAUAAGGACAAUCUCCAAUCCACUUGCUGUUGGAUCAUCAGACAGGAGGGUUGAACGGCUUCUGAGGACUAUCAACCUGCAAACAUCUUUUUUUCCUGCUCAGAGCACAGCGACCUCAGCCUCCAGCUUCCUGUCUAAAGCUGUGGUGAAUGAAGUUUGGAAGCAGCAGACUUUAUUGCAGCUGCUGCAGAUCAUAGAGUUACCAGUUUUGGACUGCGUACUCACCUCUCCUGAAAGAGUUCACCCUCAAUCCUGCAGAGGUUCUCUGGCCAACAUUGACUUGGUUAUCCCGAACACAUGCCUGGAAAGAGAGCUACCUGAUGCACUCAACCUACUCCAGUUAGAUGGAUGGCUGUCAGCAGCUGCAGACUGCUUGGAGCUGUUUCCAGACCAGUUGAUUAUGGUCGCAGGGGAGCAGCUCAGCCAACGGAAUGGCAGUGACAAUGCGGAGCAGAUGGCUACCCAGAAGAGGCUUCUCUUUGACACUAUUGGCAAAUACUACAGUGGACAGGAAAGGUCUCCACUUAUACCAGGACGCUACCUGGAUGUGCAUGUUGCAUGUCUGAAUUUACUGGAAAAAGGGAAAACGCAGGAUGUCAUUCGAGCAUCUCAGCUCUGUUUGCGGCUGCUGGAGACGAGUAUGAGAGAUGAAUUGCGGAGACUGCUGGCCUUCAUGGCCUCAGCAGCUCGGUCAGACACCUGCCGACUCCAAAAGCAGACUGAUAAUAGGACCUUGGUCUGUCGCACAUUUCAGAGAGCUCUCAUUCAGAAUCCUGAGCUCACUCGAUCACAGAGUGAAACGCUGGUACUCUUCCUCAUGGACAAUUACAUUGAGCUCUUCAAGACUCCUACAACUCUUGUUGAAGCUGUGAGAAAAACAUUGAGGACUCUGCAGCAGGGAAAAGACCCAGACUCUGUUGCUUCCUUCACCUUCUGCCAGCAGGUGACCCUACAGGAGUACGAAGAUCAGCGAGAUGCUGCCACCUUGGAGAGCCUCCGCCUGCUCCUUCGUGACAUUUCAUCCAACAAAAACAUGCCUGUCAAACAGAGGAGGAAGCUACUUAAAGAGUUUGAAAAACAUCACCCUGUCGUGUUCCUUCAGCAUUUUUCCAGCACAUUCUAGAACCGGUACUGGCUUUGCUAAAUUGUUUCAAAUUCAGUGAACA
Molecule: messenger RNA, 1669 nt
Organism: Nematolebias whitei (Rio pearlfish)
Lineage: Eukaryota; Metazoa; Chordata; Actinopteri; Cyprinodontiformes; Rivulidae
Gene: depdc4
Product: DEP domain containing 4
Exons: 9
Coding region: 1-1626 (541 amino acids)
Biological process (GO): intracellular signal transduction
Source: RefSeq, a predicted model, not a curated record